This is a messenger RNA of Penicillium antarcticum, 2880 nucleotides long. RefSeq lists its product as uncharacterized. Bases 1 to 2880 code for a protein of 959 amino acids. The record is from RefSeq and is a predicted model, not a curated record. Lineage: Eukaryota; Fungi; Ascomycota; Eurotiomycetes; Eurotiales; Aspergillaceae. The transcript has 6 exons. Gene Ontology annotation, cellular component: nuclear envelope; cytosol. Gene Ontology annotation, biological process: protein export from nucleus; protein import into nucleus. Gene Ontology annotation, molecular function: small GTPase binding; nuclear export signal receptor activity.
AUGGCGGAGGGUCUUGGAGCUCUGUUAGAGGCAAGCUUGGACCCCAGGAGGAACAAGGAAGCCGAGACCACCCUUCGUCAGGAAGAACAGAAACCUGGAUUCUCGCUACAGCUUCUUCACAUCACCGCAUCGGAUGCCACGCCCUACAACACACGCCUUGCUAGCGCCCUUUGCUUCAAGAACUUCAUCAAGCGCAACUGGACCGACGAGGACGGAAACCACAAGCUGCAGAGCGAGGAGGUUGAGACCCUCAAGCGCGAAUUGAUCACCUUGAUGAUCUCGGUUCCUGCAGGUAUUCAAAGCCAGCUGGGUGAGGCCAUCAGUGUGAUCGCCGACAGUGAUUUCUGGGAGCGGUGGCAGUCUCUUGUGGAUGAUCUCGUUUCCAAGCUGUCGCCGAACAACCCUACCGUCAACAUUGGUGUGCUCCAAGUUGCGCACUCUAUUUUCAAGAGAUGGAGACCUUUGUUCCAGUCCGAUGCGCUUUACACUGAGAUCAACCAUGUGCUUGGCAAGUUUGGCACUCCAUUUCUGGCCUUGUUUGAGGCUCUGGACAAUUACCUCGAGCAAAACAAGUCGAACAAAGAGAACCUCACCCAAGGGUUCGCUCAGCUCAACCUGAUGGUCAAGCUGUUCUACGAUCUCUCCUCCCACGAUCUCCCUCCCAUGUUCGAAGACAACAUCUCUGGAAUCGCUGCGAUUUUCCUCAAGUACCUGACCUACGACAACCAGCUAUUGCACACGGAUGACGAGACCGAGGCUGGUCUCUUGGAAUACGUCCGCGCUGGAAUUUUUGAGGCUUUGACCCUCUACGCGCAGAAGUACAUGGAUGUGUUCCAGCCUCACGUUGAGCAGUUUAUCCAGAGCUCUUGGAGCUUCCUCACAACCAUUGGCCAGGAGACCAAGUACGAUAUCUUGGUCAGCCGAGCUCUCCACUUCUUGAGCUCCGUCGCAAGCAUGCCGGAGCAGUCUCAGGUUUUCGCAGCCGAAGGUGUCCAGGCUGAGAUUGUCGAGAAGGUCAUUUUGCCCAACGUGAGCUUGCGUGAGUCGGACGAGGAGCUGUUCGAGGAUGAGCCCAUUGAAUUCAUUCGUCGGGAUUUGGAAGGAUCCGACAGUGAGACCAGACGACGGGCUGCCACUGACUUCCUCCGACGACUGGCGGAGAAGUUUGAGUCCUCAGUGACUCAGGUUGUCCUUAAGUACACCCAGCACUACCUGGCCGAAUAUGCGAAGGAUUCAUCCAACUGGAAGGCCAAGGACACUGCGACUUACCUUUACUCUGCUAUCGCUGCCAAGGGUACCGCAACCUCCACCCACGGUGUUACUGUCACCAACCCGCUGGUCAGCAUUGCCGAUUACUUCCAGCAGAACCUUGCCGCUGAUCUGAUCUCCGACAAUGGUGUUCAUCCUAUUCUCAAGGUCGAUGCUAUCAAGUAUCUUUACAGCUUCAGAAGCAUUAUCACAAAGGAGCAGUGGCAACAGGUUCUUCCUGUGCUGGUGAACCACUUGGCAUCAUCUAACUUUGUUGUCUACACAUACGCCGCCAUUGCUCUGGAGCGGGUGCUGUUCCUCAGCGAUAGCCAAGGACAGCCCGUGAUUUCACCUGCUGAGAUUACACCGCUGGCCAAGGACCUUCUGGAGCACAUCUUCCAGCUAAUUCAGAAUGAUCCGGCCCCAGAGAAGGUGCAAGAGAACGAGUUCCUGAUGCGUUGUGUUAUGCGUGUCUUGGUUGUUGUUAAGGAGGGUGUCGUUCCUUUCGCGGACGUCAUUCUUCAGCGAUUCAUCAGCAUCACCGAGAUCAUUCGGAAGAACCCUAGCAACCCCCGAUUCUACUACUUCCACUUCGAGGCCAUGGGUGCCUUCAUCCGCUUCGCUGCUCCUGCCAACCCCGACAAGCUCGAACAGGCUCUCUAUGCCCCCUUCGCCAGCAUCCUGCAGGAGGACGUGCAGGAAUUCAUUCCCUACGUUUUCCAGCUCUUCGCGGCCCUUCUCGAGGCCAACUCGUCUGCCACCCUUCCCACCUACUACCAAGAGCUUAUUGGUCCCAUCUUGAUGCCUGUGAUGUGGGACUCCAAGGGAAACAUCCCUGCCUUGGUCCGCCUGCUUUCCUCAGUCAUUCCCCGUGGCUCGCAGUACAUCAUUGAGCACAAUCAGAUUGAGCCUAUUCUUGGUAUCUUCCAGAAGCUGGUUUCUACCAAGGCCAACGAAAGCUUUGGCUUUGACCUAUUGGAGGUAGUCGUUGCAAACUUCCCACCAUCUGCCCUCGAAAACUACUUCAUUAUGAUCAUGCAGAUCAUUCUCCAGCGUUUGCAAGGUUCCAAGACUGAGAAUCUCACCAUGCGUUUUGUUCGUUUCUUCCACUUCAUCUCGGCACAUGACGACAAGGGGUACAGCGCCGACUUCUUCAUCAACGUCACCGACAAAGUGCAAGCUGGACUCUUCAAGCAGGUUUACCUCCACGUCAUUCUGCCUGAAACCCAGAAGCUUGCCCGUCCUCUGGACCGCAAGACUGCCAUUAUCUCCUUCACCAAGACCCUCGCCAACUCCCAUGAGUUCACCACUACCUAUGCUCUGAAGGGAUGGGGACUCACCUGCAUGGCCUUGCUGAAGCUUCUCGAGCUUCCCCCACUGCCCGUCGGCAGAGAUGAUCUGAUCGCCGAUGCCGACAUCGAAGACAUGUCCUUCGGUGUUGGCUUCACCCCCCUCAACACCAUCAAGGCCCAGCAAAAGGACCCCUGGCCCGAGACCGGCGCUGACCUCAAGGCUUGGGUUGGCUCAUACCUGAAGGAGGCCGACGUUAAACACAACGGUCGUGUGUCGCAGUUCGCCCAACAGCGUCUCGAAGACGAGCCCCGUAAGGUGCUGGGAAGCUACAUUUCGUAA